AUUUAAAUCAUGGUUGUCAAGAUUGGUAUCAACGGAUUCGGACGUAUUGGUCGUCUUGUCCUCCGUGCUGCUCUUCAGAACAAGCAGGUCGAGGUUGUCGCUGUCAAUGAUCCCUUCAUCGAUGCCGACUACAUGGUCUAUAUGUUUAAGUAUGACUCGACCCAUGGUCGCUACAAGGGCCAUGUCGAAGCAAAGGACGGCCACUUGAUCGUUGACGGCCACAAGAUUGCUGUUCACGGAUUUAAGAAUCCAGAGGAAAUUCCAUGGGGUUCUGACGGUGCUGAUUACGUUGUCGAGUCCACCGGCGUGUUCACCACGACCGAAAAGGCUUCUGCCCAUUUGAAGGGUGGUGCUAAGAAGGUCAUCAUUUCUGCUCCCUCGGCUGAUGCUCCAAUGUUUGUCUGUGGAGUCAACUUGGAUGCUUAUAAGCCAGAGUACAAGGUUGUCUCGAAUGCUUCCUGCACAACCAACUGCUUGGCUCCUUUGGCCAAGGUCAUUCAUGACAACUUUGGUAUCACUGAGGCCUUGAUGACCACUGUCCACGCCACGACUGCUACCCAGAAGACUGUGGAUGGCCCUUCUAACAAGGACUGGCGUGGUGGUCGUGGUGCUGGUGCCAACAUCAUCCCUUCCUCUACUGGAGCUGCUAAGGCCGUUGGCAAGGUCAUUCCUGACCUCAAUGGCAAGUUGACCGGUAUGGCUUUCCGUGUCCCUACUUCCGAUGUCUCGGUUGUUGACUUGACUGCUCGCUUGUCCAAGCCUGCGUCUUAUAAUGACAUCAAGGCUGCCAUCAAGAAGGCUGCUGAGGGUGACAUGAAGGGCAUCUUGGCCUACACUGAGGACCAUGUUGUCUCGACCGACUUUGUUGGCGACACACAUUCUAGUGUCUUUGAUGCUGGAGCUGGCAUUGCCUUGAACGACACCUUUGUCAAGCUUGUGGCCUGGUACGAUAACGAGUAUGGAUACAGCAACCGUUGCAUCGACCUUAUCUUGUACAUGGCCUCCAAGGACAACUAAAGCAUUAAAAUGUACAUCCUCAUACACGCACACACGUACACACAUCUUUUUUUUUUUCUGAUGUUUCCAAUUCCAUCUUGUAUAUUCGAAAUAGGCAAUGAUGCUUGUUUGUGUAAAUAUGAAAUAAAAUAAAAUACGACAAAU
Molecule: messenger RNA, 1161 nt
Organism: Lobosporangium transversale
Lineage: Eukaryota; Fungi; Mortierellomycota; Mortierellomycetes; Mortierellales; Mortierellaceae
Product: glyceraldehyde 3-phosphate dehydrogenase
Exons: 4
Coding region: 10-1017 (335 amino acids)
Biological process (GO): glucose metabolic process
Molecular function (GO): NAD binding; NADP binding; oxidoreductase activity, acting on the aldehyde or oxo group of donors, NAD or NADP as acceptor
Source: RefSeq, a predicted model, not a curated record